Suillus bovinus is the source of this 1928-nucleotide messenger RNA. RefSeq lists its product as uncharacterized. NCBI's taxonomy places the organism in Eukaryota, Fungi, Basidiomycota, Agaricomycetes, Boletales, Suillaceae. The record is from RefSeq and is a predicted model, not a curated record. The coding region runs from base 180 to 1490 and encodes 436 amino acids. The transcript has 2 exons.
UAAUCCAUCGUCCCCACCACUGCUUGCGCACGCACUCGCGGUGCACCACCGCGACCAUACCACGAUUUUAACUUGCGCUUGGCAGCAGGCGACGACAAACUCAUCUGUAUCUCUCGCGUCUCGGACGUUCUAUUUAUUAGAGCGCAAUCAAGCUUAUCGUCUACUUUAGUCACGAAGUUAUGGACCACUAUCCGGAGGUCAAACGACCAUUUCUUGACACAAGAGCUUCAUCUUCCCCGCUUGAUCACGAGUCAGAUAGUGAGUCUAGCCAGGUUUCCGGCUCUGACACGCCCUCUCCGUCUGUCAGAACUUCUGCCCAAUUCCCUUCGUUCACACCCCCGCACGAGGAGAAUGGGAACUCCGAAAGGUCCUCAGGUGUUGAGCCCGAGAGUAGUAAGGAGUGGUAUGAAUUUGACCUUUCGGUCGUACUUGCGCUAGUUUCGCCCAUCGGAAACUGGUUGACUGGAGGAGAUCACGUCAAAAAUGUCCUUCUAAUCCUCCUCUUGAUAUUCUAUCUGCACCAAAUUAUUGAAGUGCCUUGGAGCCUUUAUCAUCUCUCGAGACCCAGACGUCGUUCCCCUGAUUUCCCACCCCGUCAAACGUCUGAGCAAGAUCGCUAUCAUGAAAUUGCUUCGUCAGAGUUACGCAAGCUCGAGAUUUUCUACCUUUUCCUCACUAUUUUGUCGCCGUUACUCGGAGUCGGAAUCCUUCGCAUUGUCAUCAUAUCUGUGGCCGGUCCGGAGACUGUAUCAUGGUUCAGUACCUCCCUCUUCAUCCUCGCCACCGGUAUUCGGCCUUGGAAACACGCGGUAGAACGUCUUCGUCAACGCACGCGAGAUUUGCAUACUGUCGUUCACUACCCCCCGGCCAGCUCACCGGAUACGCUCUCGCAAAUUGAAGCUCUGAUUGCGCGCAUCGCCGAUUUAGAGACUCAGCUGAAAAAUUGCAACGACACCGUGAAAGUUCUCACUGAAGAUGUUUUCGACCACGUGGAGGGAGCCGUCGAGGGGUUAGAGAAAUACAUGCGGAAACAGGAGAGGAAACAUGAUGCUGUCUCCUCGUCACAGGAAUCAAGACUUGCAACGUUGGAACAUAGCAUGCAAGCGUUGCUGGAAAAGAAGGAGAUUUCAAUGCACGGUUCGGCUUUAUCUUAUAAUAUAGGUUCUGCAUUCCACGCAACCUUGGUUGAACCACUUGCACUUGUCUUUCCCGAGUGGGUACGCAGCUCUCACCGAGACAAACACCCACCAUCCCCUCGUUCUUCUCCAAAAAUUGGUCGUCCCCGGACUGCCACUAAGCUUGAGACCAUACCAGAAGGCGCCACCUUUACACCCAAGAGUGCUCGAUACCGCUUUCCCUCCCUCCGUAUUCCGGGUUUAAAAUUUGUCCUGCGCAUCGGCGAUCUUGCAACUUUACCUGUCCGUCGGGUAGUGGCUUAUCUUCUCAUGGGACGCAUCUAUGCGCCUAAUGGACCCACUUCCUCUCUUUAAAAACUUCCUUAUCACGAUUGUUCUAUUAGCAUUGCAUGGACUCAAUCCCACGACUUCUCGCAUUUUAUUCACGCAUUGAUAUUCCGACGAUCCGUUUUUCUUCAUGAUUCUUACAGCACCCAGGAAUAAACGUACUGUACGCUUGUACGUCGAAUUUUGUAUCAAUAUGCAAUUGUAAGCAGACUUUUGUUGUUCCUCCUGUGAAGUUUAGGCUGCUCUAUAAUUUACCACAGACGUCUGUAUUCAUUUUCCCAUUAUUCUAGACCGUUAGCUGUAUAGCUCCCUUCAAACAAAAAUCACACAGUCGUCUAAGCUUCGAGCUUUAGAACAUGCCUUUUUGGGACAUUUGCUUGACGCUUACUGAUUGUGGUCAUCCCCUAUCAUGUGGGUGAUUCUCGGUCAAGCAUGACAUGGCAUGUGUCCUUGUACUUUCUUCGG